AUGUCGAGCAACAAAGAGUCACCAGCUCAGCAGCUGUCAAGCAUGGCUGCCAAACGCUCGGACGAGCGGCAGGACGAGCGACAAGACGAGCCAAAAACAUACGAGAUCUGUGGUAUCUGUCAAGAAGAAGAGAACGAGAUCGAACACACCACGCUGCCUUGCAACCACUCCUUUCAUCCUGAGUGUAUUCGGAAAUGGCUGUCAUAUUGCCAAACACAGCCUACCUGUCCGAACUGCCGCGAAAAUCUUGCUCAUCCAGGCUGUUGCCACCCGAUCAGCGAGGAUCUUUUCACGCCAGGGGCUACGAUCUUGCCUGGCGCUCUUGCCACCCCUUGUGAGAUCUGUUUAGGAAUUCGGGAUGUCCGGACACGAGGAAACGAGCUUCCACAUUGGCGCCACGAGAACUUGCUACGCACCCUAACUUCAUUUUCCGACGAAGUUGCUGGAAUGUUCGGUCUCGCCUUCCAACCUGUCGACGUCGCUGAUGAUCAGGGCGAAAACGUUCUAUUUCCGCUUGAACGACAGGAUCCGGAUGAAACGGGUCCUGUCCCGUACUUCUAUGGUGCCAGGCGCCUAGCAGUAACCAUUGACGAACUCCUGGAGUACAUCAGCAUUACGGGAAUAGACUUCCAUGGAUUCGUGGUAAGAAGGCAGGCUGACGCGCGCAUUUACGGUCUCAGUCAUGCUGAGAAGCUGGCCAUUCUCUUGACCGAUAGCCUACUCAGCGAAGUACACCGUGGAGGGGGCCGAAAUGCAGUACGGGCGAUGGUCAGCAACAUGGAUGCUGUUCAGAGCGCUGCAGAAUUGGCAUUCAGGAAUGUCAUGCAUGAGGGGGCGUCCCAUGACGAGGCGAGUGAUGCAUUCUAUUGGAUCUGCCAUUGGUGA
Molecule: messenger RNA, 885 nt
Organism: Anthostomella pinea
Lineage: Eukaryota; Fungi; Ascomycota; Sordariomycetes; Xylariales; Xylariaceae
Source: the annotation of a GenBank genome assembly